This is a messenger RNA of Aspergillus pseudotamarii, 2378 nucleotides long. RefSeq lists its product as uncharacterized. The transcript has a single exon. The coding region runs from base 395 to 2116 and encodes 573 amino acids. The record is from RefSeq and is a predicted model, not a curated record. Lineage: Eukaryota; Fungi; Ascomycota; Eurotiomycetes; Eurotiales; Aspergillaceae.
UUGCACAUUACGAUACCUACUUUCUUAGUAUUGUACAACAAUACAACCGUGCCCCAUCUGACUACUAGUACAUCUUCUACUCCUUCCUCAUAUUCAGCCUCCCCUCGUCUCUUAACAGUUUCUCCAGCACAAUUGCUGUGCAGGUCACACCUGAAUUCUCACUGAUCCUCUCCUUUCACCCCCUUUUCCUUUUUUCUUUUUUUUACUGACUCCAUAACUGUCGCGCGUCAUCCCCCACUACCCACUACGUAUAUAGCUUGAGAACAAGUGAUCAGCGUGAAGCGCCGCUAUCUCCGAGUGAUACAACUGGGUUUCGGUCCGCCGUUGUUUGUCGAUCUGUCAAUGCUCGUCUUGAUGGACAGCCAAAGAGGGUUUCGCAUCUCAUGAAAUAAUAAUGCUAUUUAAUUUGGGCCUGACAGCACAUGCAGCAGCGGCUCACGAGAACGACGCUGGCCCUCUACCUGAGUCGCAACCUUCGGGGAAUUUAAAUCGUCAUUCCUCGCCACCGUCGGUUUCAUUUGCGACAUUUCCGACAAUGGGUUUGGGGAGUUUUUACGGCCGGUAUAAGGGCUCAGAGACAGAGCGAUCCCAUAAGGGGCCACCGCGGGCGAUGUCUGCAAGCCCGGUGGCGUCGGUGGUUUCGAGCGAUGGAGAGUACUCGACAGCAGGGACAGUCUUCAGUCAAGCCCGGAACACCCGCGCGCAGACAUUUAGGAAACAAUCGUCGCGGCCUAAAACAAUCUACCAAUUAGCUCACCCCGCGUCCCAUGCACGUCAUAAGCGACUGAGGCUCCGACCCAAGCUUCUUCUGCAGCUACAGCGAGUAUCACAAACCCCACGCCCCUUGCCUGUCUUGGAUGUAUUACCGUCCACCGUAUUUUUACCCAGAUUGUCGCGCAAGUUCCCCACGAUUUUCCGAGGCAAGAAGGGAUUGGGUCCAAAUGAUUUGAUUGUCGUGACCAGCGAUCUUUAUGAACGAUCGGGCGGGGAUAUUGCAGAUAAGUAUCUCAGCUCAGACGAGGAACACGGCGAACAUCGUGAUGUCGUCGCAACAAUUUGCCAACUUCUCAAGGAGGAUGCGUUGUCGAAAGGGAAGGCGGAAAUUUGUCUCAAUUACGGCCCGGUGUGGGAAGCGACGCCCCUUCCCAAUGGGUCCUACGAGUUUGUGGCCAACACCGAAAAUGGUAUUCAGAUCCUGCGUUGGGUACUUCGCGGAGCACGGAAUCGCCGCAUCUCUGCACCCCCUGGAACCGCGCCCCAGGAGGAGACCAAACGAUUCACUUUUAGCGUCAUCAACCCCAACACCCGUCGUCACCCCGUCAUCGCGACUAUGGCUCGAAAUCACUUGGAAAUACUUGACGAGUACGCGAUGCCCACGGCAUCCGGACUUCCUCUGUCGCCAACGUCUACGAUGUCUGUGAUCAGCGAUGAUUCUGAAAUGGACGCCUCCUUGGACAAGAAGGUCAUUGAGACGGACGAUAAUCUCCGCACGUUGAUCAUCAUCACUAGUAUUUGGGUGGCAUUCAGAGAAGGCUGGUCGCAUUCUUUCACUUAUGACGAUUCAGCUGUGACUUUCAAUGCAGCGCUUUCCCCGUCUCGACAGCCAUCUCCAUCUGCAGUUAGAACCGAGAAUGAUUCGAUACCCGCUGGAAGGGAUAAUGGUUCGGCAAGGCUGGCAUCAAAUGGCUCGAGGAAUCGCACAUCGGUGCCGAAUGGCUCAUCUUCCCAACCAAACGCGCCGCCAGACCGGUCCAUAGCAUAUGGUAAUCUGACUAAGCGCUCGAAUUCAACAGGCGCCGCUUUCAUGGAGCGAACCAACCGACGUGCUUCUGGAACCGUUGGCCGACCUAAAAGACAUAGUUUGCGUUCAAGUCCUCGCGAACAACUGGACCAGAAUGGAAACAGCCCAGUAGAACAAAGUAAUGGAAGUCCCACAACACAGUCUGCAGCCCCGGAUCCGCCAUUGGAUAGCUCACGAGGUAACGGUAGUUAUCAACUACACCAGCUUGAGCCAUCCGAUCUAAAGGCUAAACAGCUGGGCCGAAGCAGCUCCACGAGGAGAUGUCGACGUCGGCUGAGCAAUAUUUUUGAUUUCCUGACUCGAAAGCACCACUAAUGGAAUCCGGUGUUUCUAUGAUGGCUGGUGGACCAGGUCUCAUCCGGUUACAUGACACCUAAUUCAGUUCUACUCUCCCUCUAGUAGAGGUGAAGAUGAGUCCACUUUUGGGCUCCAUUUUGAACAUAUUUUCAUCCCCGGUGGCCAGGUGCUAUGAAGGGGUCUUGGAAAAGCUCAAAUCAAUUUGCAUACGGUCUCCGUGGUUUCUUUCUUUACACAGCACUCUCACCUCUCCGCAGCGCUGUGAUCCUCGACGAUCCAG